AUUCUUCAAGAGGUUUUACCAUGCCUAUGUGUCAUUGUUGACAAAUUAACGCAUAACUAUGCAAGGUUGACAAAACUUUUACGGUCUUGUACUGAAAAACUUAAAUUAGAACAAAAGCAAUUGGAAGCAGGAAACGAACUAUCUUCUGCGCGUAAUGUUAUGGUACUUCUAUUGAUUGUCGGAUUGUUAUGUAAAAAUUUUGAUUUUGACAAGAAGCGAUUAGAGAAGCCAGAUGAAAUGAAAGAACUAAAUAACAUCGAUAAGGGACCUAUUGUUGCUAUAACUUUCCAAUUAGUACUGUAUUUUUGCAAAAAAGGUUUAUCAGAAACUGUUCAGAAAAUGGCAUUACAAAGUUUAGGCUUUAUAUAUCUUUCAUAUCCAAUAAUAAUGCUAAAGCCAGAAAGCACUGAUUUAAUGGAUCGUAUAUUAAAUACUGGUGUAAUGGAUAUGAAAAUUCAGUUGAUGAAAGUAUUCUUAGAUUUCUUGGUUUCAGAACAGCAAAAAAUUAACACGGAUUUAGAAGACAAAAAAAAGAAAAAAAACGACACUGUAGAUCUUAAAGUCCUAAUAGGUAAUGCUGAUGAAUUCGCCGAAGCUGGCGUUAGCAGCUCCUUAAUGCAAAGAUACCUGGAUAGGAUAUUAGAAUGUACCUUUGAUCAUACACAAAGUUUAAAAAUUGUCGCACUAGAUGUCUUAGGCAAUAUUAUACAACAAGGCUUGGCACAUCCUGUACUGUGUAUACCAACUAUUGUUGCGAUGGAAACAAGUCCGGAACAGAACAUUCGUGAUAAGUCGUUUAAAUUACAUCAACAUUUAAACGAAAAGCAUGCUUCUUUAAUACAUUCCAGAAAUGUAGAUUGUGUUAAAAAAGCAUAUGCUUUUCAAAAGCAAUUGGUCGGUGGAAAUCCCAUAGUUGGGUAUGCAGUACGUUCUCACGAAGGAAGGCCCGAGGCUUUACUUAAUCCGAUGUAUUCUCUUCUGAAAGAUAAACGGAAGUCUCGUAAUGAUUUUCUUGUCUCUAUUGUCAAGACUUUUGACUUUGACUUAAAAAAAUGUGAUGAGUCGAAGGUGGACGUUGGCUUUUGCAAAUUUGUUGCGGAAAACCUAGCUACUAUUGAUUACAAAUCAAUUGAGGAAGUUCUUCACGUGAUUUACUUGAUCAAUCGUGUUUUGUCAGUUGUUGCAAUUAGUGUGUUACAUUCUGUUCAAAACAACAUUCAAGAGACUAUUGUAGAUAAU
This is a messenger RNA of Racocetra persica, 1239 nucleotides long. Lineage: Eukaryota; Fungi; Glomeromycota; Glomeromycetes; Diversisporales; Gigasporaceae. The record is from the annotation of a GenBank genome assembly.